This is a messenger RNA of Chionomys nivalis (European snow vole), 1685 nucleotides long. RefSeq names its product autophagy related 4D cysteine peptidase (gene Atg4d). The transcript is spliced from 9 exons. Gene Ontology annotation, molecular function: protein-phosphatidylethanolamide deconjugating activity. Bases 173 to 1681 code for a protein of 502 amino acids. The record is from RefSeq and is a predicted model, not a curated record. NCBI's taxonomy places the organism in Eukaryota, Metazoa, Chordata, Mammalia, Rodentia, Cricetidae.
CGCCAAGAUGGCGCUGGCUAUAGAAACUCGGGUACCCGCAGCGGCCGGAGCCGGGCCCGGGAGCCCCACACCGGGUACCGACUAGCGCUGUUCUAGCCACGGGGCUGCGCUCGAGCGUUCGCAGUUCCCCUGACCUCAGGGGACACCUACGUCCUUCCUCCCCGGCGCGUCCAUGAACUCCGUGUCGCCGGCCGCGGCGCAGUACCGCAGCCGCAGCGGGAGCCCGGAGGACGCGCGCCGGCCCGAGGGUCGCCGGCCGAGGGGACAAACCCGGAUCCCGGAUCCCAACAGCCUGGGACCUUCGGGAUCCGGCGGGGCAGCUCUAGGCUCAUCUGGAACCGACCCCGCCGAGCCUGACGAGGUGGACAAGUUCAAAGCCAAGUUCCUGACAGCCUGGAACAACGUCAAGUAUGGUUGGGCAGUUAAAAGCCGGACCAGCUUCAGCAAGAUCUCUACUGUUCACCUCUGUGGGCGACGCUACCAUUUCGAGGGAGAGGGUGACAUCCAGCGGUUUCAAAGAGACUUUGUAUCUCGACUAUGGCUUACAUAUCGCCGGGACUUCCCACCCUUAUCUGGGGGCAGCCUGACCUCAGACUGUGGCUGGGGAUGUAUGUUACGAAGUGGUCAAAUGAUGCUGGCCCAGGGCUUGCUCUUGCAUUUUCUGCCUAGAGACUGGAGGUGGGUGGACGGCACAGGAGUAGCUUCUUCUGAGAUGCCAGGGCCUGCCUCUCCCAGCCGCUACCAAGGGCCUGGUCGUCGUGUGCCACCACGGUGGACCCAGGGUACACUGGAGAUGGAGCAGGAUCGUUGGCACCGGCGGAUUGUGUCCUGGUUUGCUGACCAUCCCCAGGCCCCCUUUGGGCUACAUCGGCUAGUGGAACAUGGGCAGAGCUCUGGCAAGAAGGCAGGAGACUGGUACGGGCCCUCUGUGGUGGCACACAUCCUCAGGAAAGCUGUGGAGAGUUGCUCGGAGGUCACCCACCUGGCGGUGUACGUCUCUCAGGACUGCACAGUGUACAAGGCAGAUGUGGCACGCCUGGUGUCGUGGCCAGACCCCACAGCUGAGUGGAAGUCUGUGGUUAUCCUGGUGCCUGUACGCCUGGGUGGUGAGACCCUUAACCCCGUGUAUGUGCCCUGUGUGAAGGAGCUUCUGCGGUCAGAACUCUGCCUGGGCAUCAUGGGGGGCAAGCCCCGGCAUUCACUGUACUUCAUUGGCUACCAGGAUGACUUCCUGCUCUACUUGGAUCCCCACUACUGCCAGCCUACUGUGGACGUCAGCCAGGCUGACUUUCCCCUGGAGGUGAGAUGGUGGCUUUGGGUGGGAGCUGCAGGCACAGUCACAAAAUUGGGGUACCUCAAAUCUCUCCCAUCUGCUCAGUCCUUUCACUGCAACUCACCUCGCAAGAUGGCCUUUGCCAAGAUGGACCCCAGCUGCACUGUCGGGUUCUACGCUGGGAACAGGAAGGAGUUUGAGACUCUCUGCUCGGAGCUGAUGAGGAUCCUCAGCUCCUCCUCAGCCACAGAGCGGUACCCCAUGUUCACUGUGGCUGAGGGCCACGCUCAGGACCACAGCCUGGAUGCCCUCUGCACCCAGCUCUCACAGCCCACAUUGCGGCUGCCUUGCACAGGACGCCUCCUGAAGGCCAAACGGCCCAGCUCUGAGGACUUUGUGUUUUUAUAGUGGG